AUGAGCGGUACUGUAGCGUUGUGUUGUUUCUUUGCGCCUAAGGUCUACAUUGUUCUGUGGCAACCGUACAAAAAUGUUCGUACACGACAGUCUGCAGUCGGUAGACUGGUGAAUCAGCAAAUGCGAUUUAUAAGUCAAAUAGCCACCUCAGCAGCGCCCGAAUGCACUCCGAUUUGUACCUCAAUUGGCGAGUACUCCUCUAACCCGCACGUCGCCACACCUUCUGUUGAUUCCGAGGGACCUUCGUUGGCAUCGAAGCCAGCCGCGACACCGAACCCAGCAACUACUCCAACUGCUCCAACAGCCAGCACCACCAACAAUACCACCACCACACGUCAAACGCCAGUCAUCACACAACCGUUGCUCGAGUUGUCUAGUGAUGAGGAUGCGACCACUACCGUAACCGAAACAACGCCAUUCAUCGAAUCAAACAACUCGUCAUCACCUCCUCUCAUACCCUAUUCUUUCAGUGAUGUUGUCAAGGAUACUGUCACUCAACAACACCAAGUCGAAAUGAUUCUCGAUCAAAUUGCAUCGAAUAACAACGUCACCUUCUUGUGA
Messenger RNA from Anisakis simplex (herring worm), 561 nucleotides. The record is from the annotation of a GenBank genome assembly. Lineage: Eukaryota; Metazoa; Nematoda; Chromadorea; Rhabditida; Anisakidae.